Messenger RNA from Oryza brachyantha (malo sina), 2630 nucleotides. RefSeq names its product zinc finger BED domain-containing protein RICESLEEPER 2-like. The transcript has 4 exons. The record is from RefSeq and is a predicted model, not a curated record. Lineage: Eukaryota; Viridiplantae; Streptophyta; Magnoliopsida; Poales; Poaceae. The coding region runs from base 160 to 2265 and encodes 701 amino acids. Gene Ontology annotation, molecular function: DNA binding; protein dimerization activity.
GGAAAUGGGUCGCGACCCAACCCACGCAUUCCGCCCCCGGCUCCGAUCUGCUAAGCCCCCUCGGAUCGGGUUGCGGGUCCCCUCCUCCCCCCCGACCCACCACCGCUCGCCGCCGGCCGCCUCCGACGAGUGGGCGAUCAUAUUCAGAUACAACAGAGCAUGCUGGAGCCACUAGCUAUGGAAGUGCCAAUUACUAGCUCAGUGAACACUGCGGUGGUGCCUGUUCCUGUGGUGCACAAUCCACGAGCACGGAAACUGCGUUCUGCAGUUUGGCAGGACUUCACUAAGGAGCGCCGUGCUGAUGGCAGCUGUGUUGCUGUCUGUAACCACUGUAAGAAGCAGCUCACAGCUACUAGCCGGUCAGGCACCACACAUCUACGCAACCACCUUGCAAUCUGCACUACCACUUCCACACGCCGCGCUGGUAAGCGCCGGAAGCUUAUCGUACGCCGUAUUCUCCACAACAAAACCUCCAAUGAUGGCCAUUCUGGUGAUGGGCAUGCUUCAGGAGAGGACCAUGACAAUGAUAGCACACAUUUUGAUCAAGAACUGAGUCGGCGAGACCUCGCCCAUAUGAUUGUCCAGCAUGGGUACCGGUUUUCAAUAGUGGAUGAUGUGGGCUUCCAAAAGUUCGUCAAGAAUCUCCAACCACAGUUUAGGAUGGUAUCAUAUGAGACAGUGAGGGCUGAUAGCAUGACAAUUUAUGAAAGUGAGAAGCUUAAGCUGCAGGAUGUGCUCCUGAAGAUCCCUUGCCGAGUAAGUAUCUCAGUUGAUAUGUGGCGAUCGAAUACACAGAUGGACUACUUGUGUUUGACUUGCCACUACAUUGACCAUGCCAAUGAUGAAUGGAAAAUUAGGAAAAAAAUUCUGAACUUUGUGCAUGUGGAGGCACCUUUUACAGCUGAACAGAUUGCUAGUAUCAUUCUAGAGAAGUUGCAUGAGUGGGGUAUUGACGGCAAGCUAGCUGCCAUUGUACUAGACAACUGCACCUCUGGUGAGAUUGUUGCUAGAGAGCUUCUCGGAGCUCUGCAGCCUAGGAGACUACUCCUGUUAAAUGGGAACUUGUUCCAGGUGCGCUCCUGUGCACACAUUCUGAACCUUACGGUCCAAGAAAGCUUGGAACAGACAUCUGGUAUAAUUACUAGAGUCCGUGAGAUGAUUCAGAAUGUCAAGUUCUCACAAGAAAGGUUUGAAAAGUUUCAGGGUACUGCUAAACUUCUGCAGAUGGACCAAAAACUGCUAGUUCUUGAUUCUCCUAAUAACUGGCCGUCUACAUACUUGAUGUUUGAUUCUGCAUGUUACUAUCAUGAUGUACUCAUGCGGCUUGCAGAACAGGAAGCUCACUACAGUGCUUUUCUGACUGCGAAGGAGUGGGCCGAUGUGAAAGCCCUUACUGAAAUACUUGAUGCACUCUAUCAUACUAUGGAGAAGUUUCCUGUGGAAAAUCCAACUGCAAAUCUCUAUUUUAAUGACAUGUGUGAGAUGCAUGUGCUUUUAAAUACCUGGCGCAAUAGUCCAUCUCCUGUUGUUGCACAAGUGGCUGACCACAUGUUGACAAAAUUCGAGGGAUACUGGGAUCUUACUAGGCCAGUAAUGGCAUUUGCAUCUAUUCUGGAUCCUCGGUAUAAGAUGAAGUCUGUUGAGUACUUCUGUAGGCUCAUUUAUGCCGCUGAUCAAUUUAGAGCAAAGACAACAAUAGAUGAUAUUCGGCAGACCUUUACCAAUCUGUGCAGUGAAUAUGAACAGUCAGCAAAUUCAUUCAAGAAUCCAUCUGCUCUGUUCUAUUCUGGAACCAGUAAUUCUUGCAUGAGUUCGGUGUACAGCAAUGGUGACGAUUUUAAGACCUUCUCCCGUAUCACACUAUCUGAUGCUCGAAGGGGACUUGAUCAAUAUAUACAGGAGACAUCAUCAGGACAAUCAUUUAAGUCUGACCUAGACAUGUACCUCGAGGAACCGGUCUAUCGCCAAAAGGAAGGGCAUUUAGAUAAUUUUGACAUCCUAGGAUGGUGGAGGUCUUUUGCGGCAAAGUAUCCUGUCCUUUCUCAAAUGGCGCGUGAUAUUUUAGCUAUUCCUGUAUCUAUUAUCCCAUUGGACAGUGAAGCCCGGACACUAAAUGAGUAUCUCAGCACUAUGGACCCUUCAACAGUGCAGGGAUUGGUAUGUGCACAAGAUUGGUUGCGGGAAGAUACAGAAGUUACUAGUUCAGACGGUCAUGCGGAUGACAAAGCAGCACGUGGUGAUGAACUUAUUGUGUUACCAAAAUAGUUGAGUUUCGUGACAUAUGGCUCCUGAGGAGACCGAGGACGCAAGAACUUCAUAAUUUAUGUUCAACUGUCCAAUUACCAGGCUUCCAGCAACACCCCUGUAAAUGUAUCGUUCUAGUUCUAGAUCUAUCUGUAAAAUGAAGUCCUAGGUAACUCCCAAGAAGGAUACAUUACGUAGCAAUGUAGUAUCAUUUUAGGCAUUUUACUCUGCAUUCAUGAACCAUGCCUUGAUGUGUAUUCUGAUGCUAACUUAUCUUCACCAGAUUUCUUAAUAAUAUUGUAGUUAUGCUAUGUGAACGACACUUCUAAGUGGAUAAUGUUGACUCCAAAAUUUAUUGAACUGUCAACGAGCCUGAAUCUGAUAUG